GGCCCGGAAGGCGCUAUGAAUUACAGUCUACACCAUCAACACCUGCCAACACGCCUGCUACCGCCGCACCUGUCACAGUCGCCGCAUCAGCAUCAGCAUCAACUUUCUUACGAUCCGCGCCUUCAGCAGCAGCAACAGCAGCAGCACCAUCAGCACAAUCAUCACAUGCAGCAAGGUCUGCCUCAAAGCGCUCAGCCUCAUCCGCUAUCGACGGCGAAUCGUAUGAUAUCGCGCAUCUUCUAAAUAUUUUUCGAUUUUUUGGUUAUUAUAUGGUGCUCGCCCUCACCCUCGCCCUACUCACCUCGAAAAAGUUGUACACCUUGUAAAUAUAGUCCCGGCCUGUGUACAUAUGUGUGUAUGUAGGUAACUAUAAGUUACACAUGCAUACAUACAUGUGUGUAUAUGUAAAUAUCAACUAUCUCUCCGACACCUCCCUCCACCACAAAAUUUUCCCGGAACUUCAGUCGCAGAUUCAGCCAGAGGCAAAUUCCUCCCAGUGAGUAAUUUCGAAGGCAACUUUUCGGAAAACAAUAUUCACUUAUGCUUUUUUACCACAAAUACAUGUAUAGUUUUUAUAUUCGGAGAUACGACCAGAGGCAUUCGAUACCAAAGCAAUAAUCUAAAUAUAUAUGUAUGUAUAAAUUAAGUAUACAAUAAGUCUCUCGCAUGUUUUCACAUAUUAUAAUACAUAUGUUUGCAUUCAUUUGCACAUGUAUACAUACAUACGUACGCAUGUAAAGUACUUAGUAUUUU
Ceratitis capitata (Mediterranean fruit fly) is the source of this 753-nucleotide messenger RNA. Its product is annotated as GATA zinc finger domain-containing protein 10-like. The transcript has a single exon. The record is from RefSeq and is a predicted model, not a curated record. Bases 16 to 243 code for a protein of 75 amino acids. Lineage: Eukaryota; Metazoa; Arthropoda; Insecta; Diptera; Tephritidae.